Messenger RNA from Drosophila eugracilis, 19460 nucleotides. RefSeq names its product protein split ends (gene spen). Gene Ontology annotation, biological process: regulation of transcription by RNA polymerase II. Lineage: Eukaryota; Metazoa; Arthropoda; Insecta; Diptera; Drosophilidae. The record is from RefSeq and is a predicted model, not a curated record. Gene Ontology annotation, molecular function: mRNA binding. Gene Ontology annotation, cellular component: nucleus.
UUGUUUUGAAAAUUUUUGGAGUGAACGGACCGCGCGCGUCGUUUGCAGCGAGCAAAAAGCAACAACAACGGCGGCAAGGCGAUUAAACAAAACGCCGCCAAAACACACACAUCGAAAAAAAAUUAUUGUUAUCUGAAAAAGGCAAGUGCCCACCUCCCCUUUCCCAUUCUCAGAGUGUGCCAGCAUCGGCAGCUAUCUUUGUGUGUGCGUGCGCGAGUGUGUGUGUGUGUGUGUGUGUGCUAAAAUGCAUUAAUUACACCAAUACCAAGGCAGAUGCAACAACCACAGCUAGAGAAGGAAAAGUUAACACCAAUCCAAAUACAAUAAAAUAGAAACUAAAACACAUGUAAAAGGUGAAGCAAAAGCAAAUAUUAAUCCAACAAAAAAAAACCUCCAUAUUAAAUGAUAAAAAUUUAAUUUUUUUAUUGUUUCUAAUUAAAUUUCGUGCGUGAUGCGUCUUCUGCUGAAUAUAAUUCGCAGGGAGUUCGCAGCAAAAAGUCACCCCAAAAUCCCGAGUGCAUAAUACACAAAAAGAUAACAGAGAAUACACCCAUUAAAAAAAUUAAAUAAAGUGGUACUUUUGGACUCGGAUCGGUUUUGUUGGUUCGGUACGCAACGGGUGCGUGGUUACCUAUUUUGGAAGUUUUCGAAAUAGCAGCAACGUUGAUAGCUAUCGCCGCGAAAUAAACCAGUAUAAUGCGAAUGUUUCGAAUACAGUCCAAAAUGGGAUUACAAUAAUGAUACUACAAAGCCAGGAGAAAAGGUUCCGAUGAUCAGCCAAGGAAAGCAGCUCCAAUGGUCUCUAAACGCAAAGGUGCUAAAAGUGUGCAAGUGAAAAGGAAAUCUUACAAAAGUAAUUAAAAGAAAGAUAUCCAUAAUAGAGCCAAAAUCAAAAAGUCGAUAAUCGUAACAGUCUCUACACUGGAAUAUAUAAAAAGAGUGCAUAAUGUUUAAUGGGAAGGAGGGCGCCCAUUUAAAAUGAUGCCCCUCGAUCCGCGGCAUACGACGCGAUGCUCCUCCUAAAUAAGAAAAGAUUCUGCUGCAAGUGUUCCGUUGUCGAAACAUGGUACGCGACAACAGCCGUAACAUUUGUUUUGGAAAAUUAGCCGAAACUACUACGCCGCACCAACAACAAGCGCAGCAGCAGCAACAACACUUCGUUGUGGAUAGCAGCACUAUUAAUAACAACAACAUCAACAACAAUAAUCAAAUAUUAAAAAGGUCUACAGAGGAACCCCCGACAAAUAGCUUCGAAAGGAACUACUACGACCGCACCAGCAGCCGCUUAGUCAGUCAGUAUCAGCCAAGCAACUCUGCCUCCUUGGCGAAUUCGAACUCACACUCCAGUCCAUCGCACGUGAGCGCCUCUGCGUCUGUGUCCGCAACAGCGGUAGGAGGAUCUUCCGAGAGAUCGCGAAACCGAGAUCGCCUGUACAGGAAUGGUUCUGCCAGCGGUCACAGCGGCGGCAAUAACAGCAGCGGCAACAGCAGCAACACGACGACGACGACAGCAGCCUGCACAGCUGGAGCUGGAGGAUCUGGACCGGGGGGAGCUGGAGGAGUACCCCAGGCGCUAGGCGACCGAAGCAGCAGCCACAAUAUCCACCAGAACCAGCAGAGCGCGCGGGUGGCACCACCACAGUCAUGGUACGAAGCCGCCGCUGGUGCAACGACGGCCCAAUUAAAAAGUCCUGGUGGGAGUGGCAAUGCCGGCGCCUCAGCAGCCGGUGGCUUUAUAAUGAGCAGCUCACCGAUCAACCAUCAUCAGCACCAGCAUCCGCAUCUUCAGAAUUCUCAACACCCGCACUACAGCAGCCUAGCGGCAGGAGCCGUAGGAUCCUGUCCAUCUCCCGCCCAAGGACAAAUACAGAUCCAAACACAAUCGCAGACCACAGCCGUGCAUCGCAGCGUAGCUUAUGCGGGGAGUGCUGCGGAUGACUCGCUAACCACCGCUACCUCGCGCAAGAUGCUUCUGAACAGCAGCAAACUCAAUAAGCUACUUAAGGGGGCAGGAGCAGCGGGCAGCGGAGAAGCACGUUCUGGUUCAGAAUCGCCAGGAGGAGCUGCAGCUACUCCAUCGAUUACGACAAGUACAAUCACAAACAAUAGUUUUAGUAGUAAUAGUUUAAAUAAUACAAUAACCACGGCAACUCCGACGAUGCCAACGAUAGCAUCUGGAGCUGCAGGAUCGAUAGGAUUAGGAUCUGGUGCAGCAGCGGGAGCUGGUUCCAAUACCACUUCCGGUUCUGUCAGUGGCGACAUUCUAAAUGUAGCCGCUGCUUUGGCCGCCGCCGUGGACAAUGGAAUUUCUACGAAUCCGAUCCGGACGCGACAACACAUGCAUGGACGCAGCACCACCUCCUCCAGCCGCUCACACUCGCGAUCGCCGAGCAGCUACAGUAGUUCGCACAGCUCCUCGUCUUCAUCACACUCCUCAUCCCACUCGCACGCGUCCAGUCCCGUCCAAUCCACAGGCAAUUGCCCUUUGGCAGAGGGGCGUAGUGCGCGCACCUUGCAGUCAGUCGCCGUAAGCAGCAACUCUUCUAAUCCCAGUAGCAAUGUUGCAAACGCCACCAGCGCAGGCGGAGGCUGUGGCUCCAGUUCAUCUUCAAGCAGUAGCUCAAGUUCCAGCGGAUCCUCCUCUUGUUUGACUGGCAACCCGGUUGUGCAUUCCGAAGACAACCGGCCUCUGGCGAUACGUGUCCGUAACCUUCCCGCCCGUUCCUCGGAUACAUCUCUGAAGGAUGGUCUAUUUCAUGAGUACAAAAAGCACGGCAAGGUCACGUGGGUGAAGGUGGUUGGACAAAACUCGGAGCGCUACGCUCUGGUUUGCUUUAAGAAGCCGGAUGACGUUGAAAAAGCGUUGGAGGUCUCACAUGACAAGCACUUCUUCGGCUGCAAGAUCGAGGUGGAACCGUACCAAGGCUAUGAUGUCGAAGAUAACGAGUUCCGACCCUACGAGGCCGAGCUGGAUGAGUAUCAUCCAAAGUCCACGAGGACACUCUUUAUCGGGAACCUGGAGAAGGACAUCACCGCCGGUGAGCUGCGGGGACACUUUGAGGGCUUUGGCGAGAUCAUCGAGAUCGACAUCAAGAAGCAGGGCCUAAACGCCUAUGCGUUUUGUCAGUAUUCGGACAUUGUCUCCGUGGUGAAGGCAAUGCGUAAAAUGGAUGGCGAGCACUUAGGCAGUAACCGGAUAAAGCUGGGUUUCGGCAAAUCCAUGCCCACAAACUGCGUCUGGAUUGAUGGUGUAAGCGAAAAGGUCUCGGAGUCGUUUCUUCAGUCCCAGUUCACGCGGUUUGGGACCGUGACCAAGGUCAGUAUAGACCGAACCAGGCAGUUGGCCCUGGUUUUAUAUGACCAAGUGCAGAAUGCCCAAGCCGCAGUAAAGGAUAUGCGCGGGACGAUCAUGCGAGGAAGAAAGUUGCAAGUAGAUUUUGCGUCGAGGGAGUGUCAGGACGCAUUUUACGACAAACAGGAAAAACAGCAGCAGCAACCACAGAGUUCGAGUUCUAAUUCGCGAUUUAGUCGUUAUGAGUCGACUGCCUCCUCAUCGCAAUCCCGAUCCCGCGCAUCUUCUUUUAGCCGCCACCAGAACAAUUCAAAUGACAGCUGUUCCCCCAGCAAUACGCCAGGAGGAGUUAGCAGUGGAAUGGCCAGCGGAAGCAGUACAACUAACCAAAGCACCAACAGCAUAAUCACUUCAAGCAUUGGUAUCAUUGCGAACAGUGCGAUGCCAGCUCCCAGUCUAGCAUCUGGUUCAGUAAACAGUAGUGGCAACACCUCGGGAACGGUGCCCGCGGCCGCAUCUAUGCCCUUAGUAGCAAGUUCCUCCUCCAGUUUGAUGCCCAUGUCACCGGCUGCUCUAGCGCCGAGGCAUCGAAUGGUUCGAAAUGCCCGUCAAACCGUCGACUUUGACUUUAAUGAUGUGAGUCGCCUUCGGUUCCGUAACUCUGAGGAGGUUGCUGGAAGUGCAGGAAAUCCAACGCAGCCCGAAGAAGUCCACUCCGAUUCCCCAGUUAUUUCUCGACAAGGUACAGCUGUAAAUUGUUUGACUGGAUCUGUAGGAGCAUUUGGAGAAUCCGUCGAUGGGACGUUGAACAACAGUCGGAUUGGUGGUGGACCAUGUGCAGAGACGGGUGGGUCAGAUGGAUUCACUGGAUCCGGCAGCAACAGUCUCAGCCGAAGACGUUGCGAACAACUUGAGGAAUGCCCGUCCAGUGGUGAUGAGGGCGUGGUUAGUCCGCGUAAGCGUAUCAAAAUUGAUUAUCACCAUCACCACCAUCAUUCCAAUACCAGCGGGCUGGAGUCCUCUAACGAGCACAUGAGCAUCAACAAACCCAGUCCUCUCCCUUUGUCGAACUGUGAUGUAAUACAUGAUCCCCUCAACCGCAAAAGUGAAAUCCGGCGAGUCUCCGAGACCCCGUCUGGUUCCCUAAGUAUGAAGUUCCCCGGCCACCUGCCGUCCGCUCCCCCAUCCAUGAUGAUCAGCUGCCGGCGUCCGUCCAUCGAUGUGGGAGCAUUGUCGGCGCUUUCCAGUUCCUCGGCUUUCCGGCAUGGAAUCGUUGGAGCCAGUAGUAUGGAUCAGCAGCAUAUAAUAAACGCAUCAUUGGCUGCGAAGAGAAGACGAGUAACCACUACAAUGCAACAGCCCAGUUCAUCCCUAACCAGCGGUACGUCUAGUGGAUCUGUAUUAGGUGGAAUUAGUAGUCUACCGCAGGCGGAUGAUUUCCAUCAUCAUGUCUCCAGAGGCAGGGGCCAUCAGCUACAUUCCCAUCACUCACAUGAGGCCAGCGGUGGAGAGAGUGCAGAUGGAUCUCGCCCUGGAACGCCGUUGUGCGAUGAGCGACCUGAAGUGUUGCCCACAGAACCACGCCGCUUGCCUCCUCCCAGAGAAAGAACAAGGGAGAGAGUCAGGGAUGUGAUGUUGCUUCCCUUGCCAAAGUUCGGAGUGCUUUUCUUUCAGCAACAGCAGUCUAGAAGCAGUGGAUGCGGAACGGGGAACAGCUAUCUGCAGCAGCAACUGGGGGGAGGAUCUUCCGGAGGGUUGGGAGGCUUAGGAGUUUCAUCCUCCUCGUCAUGCUCCCUCAACAACUCUAGUCUAAACGCAAGUCAAGGAAUGGGCUGUUCUGGAUCCACAUUCCUCCCCAGCCCAUCCUCGCGAUAUUGGCGUUCCUCUUCGCACCACCAACACCACCAGCAUAAUCACCAGCAGCAGUCGCAGCAAUUGCACGGAUCCACAUCUUCCAAUUCUGGUUUGAUGGCCAGUCCAGCACGUCCACGUUCACUAAGUUCCAACUCCAGUGAUUCAGAUGUUCCUGGACAAAAUGCAGGAGGAAGUCCGUCACUGGAUGAACGACUCCGAAACUUUGAGGAAAAUUACGAGAGAUGGUCUGGCGGAAGUAGUAGGGAACAUGUUUCUGGACAUACGGCCUUAAGUGCCACGCCAACGUGGCAGCUCUCCAUGCACAUGAAUUUGGGCAGCGGCCUGAGUUCUCAUCAAACAAGUUCGGCAUCCGGAAAUAGUAACAGUUCAAGUGGAACUGUAUCCAGUUCUACGAGCAACUCCCGGCACAAGUUCCUGGACAUAGAUGAGCUCCAACCCUCGGAUAUUGUAAAAUCCGUACUGGCCAAGAAAAGCGUCUUUGAUGACGACUUAAAACGGUUGAAUAAAAAUCAAUGGUACGAUCCAGCCAGCUGUGAUUUCGCAUUGGGAUCAAGUUCCAAUACGGGUGUGGGAUCUUCUAGUGUAUCCCGACAUCCUGGCGGCCCAUGUAGCGGGAACACCUCACCUGCUUUGCCCAAUUUGUCUGCGAGCAAGACAACUACUAUUAUUGGAAGUUGUAGUAGUGGGUUGGGAAACUCAACGAGUUGCAAAACGGCAGGAUUGCUUCAGAGGCUAAGUAGUUUGUCACCCAUGAACUCUCCUCAAGCUUCGAUGUCUCCCUACAACAGUCCAUCCCCCUCACCUUCGGUGGGACCUUCAGCAAACUUGGGGCAGCUAACCAAACCUAUACCACCGGGCACAGUAAGUGGAGGAACUUCCGCCGCCUCAUCCUCACCAGCUGCCACUUCCGGGCCUACUAAAGGCCUGCAGUAUCCGUUUCCCAGUCACCCGCCAUUGCCAAAUACUGCGGCCCCACCGCCAGCUGUGCAACCGGCGCCACCACCUCCACCAGAAAUGGGUAAACAAUCCAGAUCAGCUGGCCAAGCUUCUGGUGGCAAUCUGACUAAGAGUUUAAGCGUGCCAGAUGCUCCUCAACCAUCGGCACCAAGAGUUCAACUUCAGAAAUCUGCCUCAGUGCCGGGGAGCACCAACAUGGGCACUCCCAUCAGCUCAUCCUCUGGAUCAGUAACAGCCUCUUCGUCCACACCUGCAUCAAUUUCAUCAUCAUCGUCCAACGGUAACAGUUCCUCAGCCACAGCAGCGACACAUGUACAAAAGCUACCACAGCCGACCUUCAGUGAGGAAGAGCAGUCGAAAAAGAGCGGUUUUUCCUCAUCCCAAUCAUCGAGUUCCAGUUCAAAGAAGAUCACCAGCAGUCACGACAAAUUACAUAGCAAACACAACAAUCGAUCGGACAGCGACAAGAAGAACAAAAAGUCUGAAAAACAUUCGUCGUCUGCUUCGGUCUCCGAUAAGCGAAAGAACUCUGGAACAUCGCAGUCCUCCAAAUCAGCUACUCCACGCAUUGAAGAUGAUUCCAGUGAGCCCGAAGAGCCAAUGGAUAAAUCCGAAAAAGACCAGCGUCAUGAGAGGGAGAAAAAGGAUCGGCAGGAAAAAGAGAAACGAGAGAAGGAUCUUCGCAAACAGCUCGAGCGAGAAGAGAAGGAGCGUAAAGCUGUGCAGGAGGAAAGAGAAAGAGAAGAUCGAAAGGUGAAAGAGGAGAAAGAAAUGGAAAAGGAGAGAGAGAAAAGGGCUCAAGAGGACCGGCAAAAAAAAGAACGAGAAGAGCAAGAGCUUAGAGAAAAGGAGCAACGCGAAAAAGCGCAAAAGGAAAGGGAAAUCCAAGAAAAAGAGCUGCACGAAAAGGCGCAAAGAGAGAAGGAGCAAAGGGGAAAGGAAUUGCGUGAUGAGCAAAGGGAAAAGGAGCUCCACCGCGACAAGGAUCAACGAGACAGGGAGCACAGAGAAAAGGAGCAACCUCGGCGCGCCGUGGAUACCGACCAAGAAGCUCGUAUAUGCAAAAUGCGUGAACUCUCCUCGUACCAGAAAAGCAAAACCGAUUCCACCGCUGAGUCCACCAGCUUCUAUUCCCAGAACAAUAUCGCUCCCUCUACCGCCUCUAGCGAUUGCCAGCACAACAAAGAAAACGCGGUAGAUGUCGCACCUCCCGGUACUCCGAUUGCUUCUCCAUCAACCCCUGCAGAUAGCGCCUCCAAGAAUCGUUCGCGAAAAUUGUCCAGAAAUUCUCCAGUGCGCCUGCAUAAGCGACGUCUCAGCUCACAGGAAAGCAACCACAGUGCCGGAGGUGGCGUAUCAUGUCAGUCAUCCAGUCAUCAGAAUCACAAUGAGGAUUAUGUGAAACGCAUACGAAUGGAGACCUCCCAGAACAGUAACCAAAGGUUAAACGAUCGUAGGGACUCCAAAGAGCACAAGAGUGGUAAUUCCAAGGAAGAGAAAAAUAGUAGUUCACACAUUUCAAAGACUCAUAGUAGUGGAGGAAGUUCUUUCUCAUCCUCAAAACAUCAUCGUCGGGAUAAGCAUCACCAGAAGAGCAGUGUUAUUGCCAUGGAAACCAAUCCCUCCAUUGAGAUGAUGGUUGACACCUCCUCCCAAACCAAGCAGCAUUUAAAUACGAGUGAAGAGGAACAGCAUCCUCAACCGAAAAAAGAGAAGGCAAGGGAUCAACCUAGUAGUCAGCAUCAUGGCAGUAGUUCAUCCUCCAGACAUAAAAGUAAAAGAGAUCAUCAUCAUCAUCGCGAGAAAAAGCGACAUUCGCUGGCGGAAUCCACAAACACAGAUGAAGAGCAUACACCUCUGCAGCAUAAUCCUCACAGGAGAAUCUCUGCUGCAGGAAGUGGAUCUGCAGGGGAACUCAGCUCAGCAGCCACUAAUACAUCGAGUGGAAAAACCCAUCACCACCACAGGCGAAGUGUGGAGCGCAAGUCGUCAAGGGGAUCUGAUGAAGGUCAUAACUCUUCGUCAAAAUUGCUUCGCGCCAAACUGAUGAUGCUAAGCUCCGCAGACUCUGAUGAUAGUGAUGAUGCCUCAAAGAAGCACUCUAUCUUUGACAUCCCAGACGAUUGUCCAAAUGUCUCAAUGUACGACAAAGUUAAAGCCAGGAGCUGUAAAAAUAUGCAACGCCAGGCUGAAGAAAAAAAGAUCAAGGCUAAGUUCUCACAGUUAAAGCAGUCUCGUGCCAAAAAGAAGCGAUCUACAAGCUAUGAUGGGGAUUCGGACACAGAGUUCGAAGAUCGUCAUCAUCGUAAUAGUGGAAGCAGCAGUUUUCAUGGUCGCUAUCCUGGGCUGUCCAGCAGCGAUGAUGAUCAUGAUGAGGACUGCCACCAACGGCGUAUUUCUUCCGAUUCGGAUGCAGAGCAUGGAGAUCAGGAUCACCAGGAUGCAGGCUCCCUGCCUGAUGCUAACAGGUUGCGUCAGAUGCAGCAGAAUUUGAGGAGGCUUUGCGAUGGUGACGACAGCUCCGAGGACGAGAUUAGAAGGAACGUGAUGAAGCACAGUCAUCUUGGUAAGAGAAACUCUCAUUCUACCAGAAUUGCAUCUGACUCGGAGUCGCAAUCCCUCCCAGCUCCUGAUUUAGCGAUCAAACAGGAACCGUCUGCAACUGCCGUCUUAGAAAUUAAAACAGAGCAGCUCUCUGAUAACGAACAGAAGUUCAAGUCUCGCCAUGAUUCUAAUUCCUCAAUAGAUGAACGCAAUUUGAAGACCGAAAGCGAGGUAAAGAAAGAGCUUGGAGAUUUCUAUAAUUCAGCUGCUUAUAACUAUGUUGAUUCUGGAAAGCUCAAGGACUUCUCUCCAGAAACUCGCAAAAAGCACAAGAAGAGCAAGAGACGAUUAAAGUCCUCCUCUACAGCGGAGACAUCUGCUCCACCAACACCUCUGCUAGUGACUCCAACGACGCCCUCCAUUUUUGAUGUUCAUUCCUCUUCGGAGUGCAAAACCAAGUUCGAUAGUUUUGAUGACCUUAAAACUGAGAGUACUUCGAUUUCGUUAGAGGUUUCAGCCAGUGAAAGGAGAAAGCACAAGGAAAGAAAAGAAAAGAAACGCGAGAAGUUGCGGAAUAUAACGGAGAUCAAUAGCAUCACUACUAUAGGCAAUUCGCCUACCAGCAAUGAUUUAAGUUCUGAAAAAUUAUCAAAGGAAGAACGACAUCGCCUAAAGAAGUCCAAAAAAUCGAAGAGCCUGGAUACAUCCUCUACCACAAAAAUAUACAACUCUGGUGGAGCUCAUCAUACUACUUCACCUCCCACGCCCACGUCUGCGCCUUUACUCGCUCAAACUUCUAAGAGAGGAGAUGAUAAAAUGGAGUUUAUCUUUGGCAUAAUUUCCGAUGAGGACGAGUCCCAGUUUCCAGAGCAAGUAGAAAUUAAUAAGGAUGUUAUGGCCAGCUGUGUUUCUACCACCGGUCCAAUCGUAUCAGCUGCGCUGCAAACCUACAAACAGGAGCCCUCUACACCUACCACCAAGAAUCAGGAAGCACUGAAUCCAUUGCCUGUGCAGAAGGAUGAGCAUCAACAGCAUCUGGAGAGAAGUCGACAGACGGGAGGCAGCAGCUCAUCUUCACAUGCAGAUAGGGAGAGGCAUAGGAAAGAGAAGCGCGAAAAGAAACGGCGCGAAAAAACUCAGCGAGAACUACAUCAUCAAGCACAGCAGCAAUCCGCGAAAGUUGAGACUAAAGUGGAUGAUGAUAACAGCGUGGACAUGGAUGAAGCAGGACGAGCUCUAGAGGCUCAACUUAUGAUUGACUUUGACAGCAAGACUAAUCCAGAGGAAGUCACUCCAUCUACAGCCGCCACCUACAGAUCAGAUAUGGCAGAUGUGUUCCGAUUCUCUGACAACGAAGACAAUCAAUCAGUAGAGAUUGUUAAACAGGGUCCCAAGCAGGAGCAGCAAGAGCAGCAUAAGAGCAAAGACAAAAAGAAGAAGAAGAAGCGAUCCAAGGAGGAGAAACAAGAGAAAUUGAUGCUACAGCACCGUAGGGAAUCAUUGCCAAGUGUAGCUCCCACCCUAUCCGCGCCUCCUACUCCUGGAAAGCUGACUGUCAACGUUCAAGCUGCUAGCAAGCAUGCAGAAGAGCAGUUGGAUGCUAAGCUGGUUUCUUCUCCACCCUUAUGCAAGCCAUCUCCUAGUUUACCAUGUCUAUUAGGCGACGAUGACGAAGAUCUGCUGACCACCCCGAAGGGGAAGCCUCAGACCCCCACGAGUCGUGGCAGUGAUAGUCUCACUCCCUCGCGCGAGAAACCCCGCUUAAUUAGUCCUAUACCAAAAACUCCAACUAUAAACAACAGCUCCAUGCUGUCCACUCAGUCUGCAGAGACUCCUGUGAGCAGUGGAGCUGGGGUAAAUUCCUCUUCUGCUCUGGCCACUACGCCAACAUCUUCAACAGCAGUGGCAAAUAGUGCAGCAGUAGUAAUUGCAGCGGCAGGAGUGGAGAGUUCUCCUACAAGUGUCUCAUCUGUAAACAAAAAGAAGGAUAUCUUUAUACCCGGCUUUGACGGACAGAUGGAUGAUAGAAUAAGCGAAUCUGCUGUGCAAUCUAUUUCUGCAGAGUUUACUUCAUCUGUUCUCGAUAACCUGACAGAUGAGCCGAAAAUUCCAGUCGCAUCGCCCCCGUGUACCACUAAAAUUGUGGACAAGCUUGAAGAUAGCAAGUCCCGCGUGACCAUCUCUCAGGAAGAGACUGAAAGUGCCGUAUCCGCUUUGUUGGGUGAAAGUUUUGGUACUUCCUCCACAGCUGAUUACUCACUCGAUGGCAUGGAUGAAAUGAAUUCGGUAAGUGAGAUAGAAACUCCCGCUCUAGUAAUAGCAGAGCCCGAUGAAGAGGCAGCUUUAGCGGCUAAGGCCAUUGAGGCAGCUGGGGAGCCCGCAGCCAUCCUGGAGGAGCCAGAAAUGGAGCCCGAAACAGAGCCUGAACCUGAACCGGAACCGGAAACGGAAUCAGAACGGCCCGUUGAAGUCUUGGAUCCCGAUGAAAUCAACAAGGCGGUGCAAAGUUUAAGGCACGAGGAUAUGAUGGACAUCAAGGCGGAUACACCGCAAUCUGAGAGAGAUCUGCAGAUUGAUACCGACACAGAAGAAAAUCCUGAUGAAGCUGACAGCAGUGGACCUAGUCUAAAGAUUGAUGAAACUGUGCAAAGCUCUUCGUCUCCGGAAAAGUCAUUCAGCAAUACCAGUUCCUUUGCCAGAGACACGUCGAAGUUAGACUUACCUCUGGAAGAGUCGAAACCCAAGCCCAGUAUUGAGACCGUACCGCAAACUUCCGUGAUCACCAAGCUGCCAUCCUUAGAGACACAGAAGAAAUCACCUUUAGCUGGAUCCGGCUUAUCCUCUUCCCCUGCUAAGAUUGAACCUCCAACCAUCAGUAAACUACAACAACCUUUAGUCCAGCCUGUGCAGACCGUUUUGCCAGCCCCCCAUUCAGCAGGAAGCGUAGUAAAUUCAACUCCCGUCAUCAGCCUAGAUCUGUCCAAUGUAAUGAACAAUUGCUCUAACUCCAGCGCGGCGUCUACAACAGCUUCAGCUUCUGCAUCGAUCUCAUUUGGAAGUCCAACUCCAAGUCCGAAUAUUAUGCCACAAGCUUCGACUCCCAAGCAGGCUCCGUUAGCACCGCAACAAACUCUGCGAACACAAUCGUUGAUAAUGCAACCACCAACGAUAUCCAUACCGGAACCGACACCUCAUUUCGUAGUUCCUCAAAUGGUUCUGUCUCCACAUCAGCAGUCCCAUCACCCCCAACAACCUGGAAGUUAUAUGGUUGGCAUUAGGGCUCCUUCUCCACACAGUCCACUUCAUUCGCCAGGACGAUGCGGACCCCAAAACCGCUUGGUAGGUCAACUGAGUCCAGUUGGGCGACCUGUGGUAAACCAGCCAGCAACACAGUCUCAGCCACAGCAACAACAUGCGCUGAUGACUAGUCCACAAGGUAGCAACAUAAGUCCAUUGGCAAGUCCAACAGCUCGAGUUUUGGCUGCCAACAGUUCUCCCACUGCCAAUAAACAAAUCAAUUACCAGCCCAGAAACCAACAGCAACAACAACAGCAGGGGUCACAGCAACUGUCACCCAAAUCUGUAAUUGAUCUGCAGCCUUCAUCACAGUUAAUGCCGAUUCCCGUCCAAAAAAUGCCAGCGAUGCCAGUGCCUCAUCAUCCAACCAUUAUCAGCAAAGUAGUUACCGUGCAGCCACAACAGGCCACCCAAUCCCAAGUGGCUAAUUCGCCUCCACUAGGCAGCUUGCCGCCUAACAAGAACAUUCAUGUGAAUGCGCAACAGCAACAUCAUCAGUCCCACCAGCAGCAACAUUCGCCGCAGUUAAUGGCCAAGAUGUCGGCGCAUCAGCAACAUCAGCACAUGCAACAGUUUAUGCAUCAGCAGAUGAUACAGCGACAACAACAACAACAUAUGCAGCAACAACAACUUCAUGGUCAGACGCAGCCAUUAACGCCAGCUAUUCAUCACCAAAUUCAGCAACAGCAUCAGGCCCAGCAGCACCAUCAAGCACAGCAGCAACAUCAGCCACAACAACAGAACCAAAACCAGCCACAGCUGAGCCAGCAACAUCAUUCUCAGCAACAACAUCAGGUUCAGAAACAGCUUCAGGCUCAGCAACAGUUCAACCAACACCAGGCACAUCAGCAAAUUCAGCCUCAGCAGCAGCAGUUGAACCAGCAACAACAAUCACAGCAACAGCAAUUGCAGCAAAUACAAAAAUUACAACAGCUCCAUGGUCCUCAACAGCAGCAACAGUCGCCUCAGGGAGCCGCUCAAUUGGGAGCUCCACCGUCUAUGUUUGCAUCACAACAACAUCAUCCGCAGCUUCCACCAAGAAGUGUUACUCAGCAACAACAUCCUCAGCAAUUGCCUCACAGUCCACCCAGCAAACCUAUAGGUCCAGUGGCCCAAGUCCCUCAGCCUACAACAAUAUUGUCCCGAGUUGGACCGCAAUCACAGGCACACCAGCAGCAACUACCGCCAGGACACCAGAAGCAAUUGUCUUCGCCAGUAGGAAAUCUUUCUCUUCAAGCGCCCCUUAAUGUAAUUCCCAAUACCCCAAAAUUGAUUGUCCAACAGCAUAUUGUACCUCCACCAAACCAAAUUGCACAACCACCAACCUCAACGAAUGCCAUACACUAUCACCCAAACCAGACCAAGGAGAGUCCUGCUCCUGGUCAUGUGGAGCUUACACCGGCUAUUUUAUCCCUAAAAACAUCGGAAAGUGUCUCAGUGAUUCGUACACCCACCCCAACCACCAGUUCGGCGGUAGUCUCACCGAAGCCUGGAGCCUCAUUGUUAACGGAGGAGAAUCUAAUAAAGAUCUCACAGCCGAAGCAUGAUGAGCUUAUCGAACAGGAUUCUAAAGAAGUAGACAGCGAUUACUGGUCAGCUAAGGAGGUGAAUAUUGACAGUGUGAUCAAGAAACUCGAUACUCCAUUGGCUACUAAAGAUGACAAACGGCUAGUGGAAAUGCAAGCAGUUGCAUCGUCUGGUAUUUUGAAACCGCAGCCUGUGGAACAUUCUGUCGCCCAAGAGUCUUCUAUGCCCACUCCUUCAGUGAAUGUGAACAGCUCUAACGAUCACGACACGGAGGACGAGACGGAAACCAAACAAUUGCCGCCUACAAAGCCUGCCGUACCCACUGUUGGCCGACCACCAGGCAGGGGAGGCAGCGGCAAGCGGGGACGUCAACCGAGAGGAGCAAAGAAGCUGGGAGGCUUCCCUCUUAAUUCAGCAACAGCAACCCCUGGAGCGGAUUCUGGAUUUGUAUUACAACCAGGUGACAAUGGAGUCCAAACCAGACUGAGGAAACCAGUGACAGCUCCGGUGACCAGAGGCAGAAAAGGACGCCCUCCUAGGAAUCUGUUACUGCAGCAACAGCAACUUCAGCAACAGCAGCUCGAUCUCCAAAGAAAGGCAUUGGAAAUGGUAGCUGCGACCACCCCUGCAGAUUCACCACCAGCAGUUUCGAUUCCUCCCAGUCCUGUACUCACUGCUGCUGAGAAAAAGGCUAGAAAUCAAGCAUUGACUCAGGCGCAAGCCCAAAAUCAAGUCGCGAGUCAAGUUGGAACUAGUCAGGAUAUCUACGAAUUUCAUGAUGACGCUGGUGAAGAGCCAAAGGCCAAAUCUAAUUCUACUAUAACUCCACCUACAGAGGACCAGCGACCAAGACUUAUUCUCACCAUCAACAAAACCCAACCCUCGAUAAAGAAUAGUACUGAACUGGAACAGCCUAUGCAACAACAACUCCAGCAGCCGGACGCUGCAUUACAAAUUGAUCCAAUCGGAGGGGACAGCUCCGAGUCCAGUAAUACACGCAAAUCACGCCGUCUACAGGAAAAGGAGGAUCGCAGUACAGUAGACGAUAUUAUCGAGGAUGUGGUGCGAAAUACAAACACCCCAACUGGAUCAGGUCAGCAACUGCCAAAAGGUGCGCAAACUCCACCACGACGUUCUGGCAGAAAUACGCAGGCCAAGAAGAUCGAUGCUGCACUUCCUGCUAACACGGUUGGACGUCCAAGACGUUCAAAGGACAGGAAGACCAUUGGCGAGCCGCCAGUAAGCAUGAUUGAGGAGACAAUCGCACCCAAUCCAACUGCACCGGCUCCUGCAUCUAGCCUUCUGCAGCCAUCUGAAGCAGUUUGUGCCCAGUCUCACUUGCCACAAUUGGAUAGUAAAGAAGUGGAACCAGUUCCAGUUGCAACAUCCAUUCCUACUCCUGUUGCGGUGACGGUCCCGGUUCCAGCACCUGCGCCUGUUGUGGUCCCUUCAAAACCUACAAUCCCGCAACAUCCCAAGAAGAAAGCUAUUGCUGCAGCGGAGAUUGAAUCCUAUCAGGCUAUCAAUUCAUCAAUUCCUAGCACAGGAUUGCCAAUGCAUCAGACAGCCGCACCUGCUACUCAAAAGGUUACUGGCGGGGCAGCAGAUGCGGUCAGCAAAGCUCUUGUGGACCCCGUUACGGGAGUGAUCACCGCAGGAAUGCCCCAGGGCAAGGAGGGCAAUCUGCCAGCAGCUACUGCUGCUGCUCCUGCCAACAGUAACAAUGAAACCGUUUCAACUUCCGGCCAGCAGCAACAUCCGCAGCAAGCACCACUGCAACAAGGCAACUUGCAGAUUAGUACUACUGUGAUUGCAUCUGGCGCCCAAACUUCGAUAACAGCUUUGGGAAAGUCUGUGCCAGUUGAGUCCGCGGCAGCAACUGCUCUUCUCAAUAAACCGGUGAGUGUUUUGGUAAAAGGAAACCCUACCUCGCAGGUAAUUCAGCAGCAACACCAACCACAGAUGGUAGCUCCACCAAAACAACCAAUUGUACUGCAGCAGAAUACCCUUUCCACUGUUCUCCAGCAUGCACAGCACAGCAAUGUAAGAGCACCUCAGCCACUUAAGGCUCAUGUGCUGAACAGAGAAAAGAAUCUUCAGCAGCAACUGACCCCCACAAAGCAACCAUUGACUCAACCCCAACAACAGCAACUAUCGCAUUCUGGGCACAUGUUGCAUACAGAUUCCUCAGGAGCUCAACAAGUAUUGCAGCCCCAGAUAAUUGCACGUCACCUGCAACAGCAGCAGCAACAACUUUUGCCCAACGCUCCACCAACAGCGCACUCGCCAAGGAUUACGGGUCAGCAGCAACAAUUGGGACCAGGAGCUACCUUAAGUCCCCAACAGCAGCCACAAACGUUGGUGAUCAAGCAGACAACUUCAGCAACACCACCGCAGAUAUUGCACGUGGUGAGCUCCAAGGCUUCAGUUGUUUCGCAGCCGCAGCAGCAGCACCCACCAACCACUUCAUCAACAGGGGCUCAUAUGCAGCUGAGCAAGCCCAAUUUUGGCUACACACCUUCAGUUUUGCCACCCACUUCGUCUGCACCAGUUCAGCAGCAGCAGCAACAGCAUAUGUACAAGCAAGCGAAUCAGCAGAAGGGAGCACCGGUGCAACUUCCAUCUCACGGCUUAAUAUUGCCCAGCCACCCUGGAAUUCUGAUGCAGCAGAAACUACCAGCACAUCUGCAGCCUCAGCAGCAUCAGUUGACUCCUUCGCCGCCACCUGGAAAGCCAAAUCCCGUAGUUCACGGCCUACAAACUGGACAGAUUAUACCAGGGAGCGUAGGCAGUCCACCGCCGGUAUCAGCGGCAGUCUUUAAAUCUGGUCAGCAACAGGUCAACUCCGCCGUAGCACCAACUGGAAUACGAACCUCCAUUCCAAACAUAAGUCCGCAGGGCCAGCCAAGGGUAUCGCCCUUGGUUUUACCACCUGGAAUGACCGGAGUGCCCUCUUUCGACACCAACUUGCAUGAUCUGGGCGUUUACGUCAGUGGGCGGCGAACGCAAAGUCCGCCUCCAGCUCAUCAGCAGGCAUCGCCCAUAACACCGAACGAUUCCACAUAUCGCGGAGUGACUGCUUCCAGGGAUUUCAUGCUCUACCAGCAUCACUUGAUGCGCGGUGGCGACUACGAUGACAAGCUGAGCAACAGUCCGCCGUUAGAGUUACGACGCCCUGGCAGUGGACCUCCAAGGGCUAUCGCAGUGCCACACAGUUUGCAGAGCCCUCAGGAUCGCACUGCGGCUGACUCGCCGCAAAUGGCGCAGGUAUACGUACACAAUUCCCGGAUUCCGCCGGCUCAUUUUAGCGAAAUUGCCUCGCGAGGCUUAUACGAUAGUGGCUUACAGCUAGAACCACCGCCGGCCCAUCGACCGUCUGCAUCCAUUAGCGUAGUGGUCCCACCACAAAUGCCUGCCGUCUCCACAGGAAGUCCAUUUAUAGGACGCGAUGGCAGCGUGCAGCCGGGAAGCCACCUUCACCCGAGCAAGGCAAUAGAAAUGCAACUGGAUGAGAUGGACCGCAUGUCUAUUAUCGCCGCUGUCGUCAAACAACAGCAAGAGCAUCUACCAACUGCUCUACAUGCUGGCAUGGAAUUAGCCGCCCAGCAAGUUCCGCCAACGAUGGCUCCACCACCGGGUGACUCGCUGAUCACUUUGCUGCAACGUUAUCCAGUCAUGUGGCAGGGUUUGCUGGCUCUGAAAACGGAUCAAGCCGCUGUCCAAAUGCACUUCGUGCAUGGAAACCCGAAUGUGGCAAGAGCGUCACUUCCUAGUUUGGUGGAGACCAACACGCCAUUACUGAGAAUUGCCCAGAGAAUGCGAUUGGAGCAGACUCAACUGGAAGGAGUUGCUAAAAAGAUGCAGGUGGACAAGGAGCAUUGUAUGCUUUUGGCUCUGCCAUGCGGAAGAGAUCACGCCGAUGUUCUGCAGCAUUCAAGGAACCUCCAGACCGGAUUUAUCACCUAUCUACAACAGAAAAUGGCCGCCGGCAUUGUGAACAUACCCAUUCCGGGCAGCGAGCAGGCGGCAUAUGUGGUACACAUCUUUCCGGCCUGCGAUUUUGCUAACGAAAAUUUGGAGCGCGCUGCUCCGGAUCUUAAAAAUCGCGUGGCCGAGUUGGCACACCUCCUGAUAGUCAUUGCCACUGUCUAAGUUACCGAACAUUCUAUGACCAUCAGAAGUUCAAAAAUAUCGGAAACGACGCGGUAAAUAUAACCGGAUGAUAAACCAAACAGAAGAAUUGUACCACAAAAGUUUAACUGGAAAAAAGAAACCAACAAAAACGAGUUUACGCUCUUCUAGUAUAUUAAGUAAUUUUAAAUAGCGAUUAAACAAGCAAAAGUUUAAAAAAGCAAAAGAAAACACAGAAGGUAAACAAGAAUGCGACAAUGCAAACUAUGGAAUAUAUGAUUGCAAUAGAAGCAGAUGAACGUUGAGGCCAAGAUCACAUCUAAACAUACAGAGGUCCGAAAGAGACCUCAAAACAAAGCAAAAGUAAUCCCUUCAAAUUCCGACACUUUGAAAGCAGAAGCAAAACGAUGAAAAUUUGUCUAACAUUAUUAACUCUCCCUAAUUUAAACUCUUAAAUAAAAAGCUUGCAAAGUAUCGUUAAGUUUGAUCUCAAGAAAGAAAGUUUUAUUUUUGCUUAAUUUAAAAGGAAAGAAACACACACUACACUAAAACCUACACCAUUACACAAAUUAAAAGAAAUGCUAAAGAAAGCUUACAACAUAUUAACUGUUUAUUGUACUACGCAUACUACUACCCAUACAUAAUAUUAAUAUCUGAUCCUAUCUCUAACACGACUAAUUUGAUUGGUGUAUAACUUUCGAAUAAUUCGAUAGGAAUGUUACUCCUCGGUGUUUUACAAAGUUUCCGCUUCCACCAACCAAUCGUUUAAUUUCUGACAGAUAUGUUCCUUGGCUUUAUGUAAUGCCUACUUGCCUAGUAAGUUAGUAUACAAGGCAAAGACGUGACAUAGACCCAAAGAACUUCAAAUGAGUCCGGACUGUCGCCAAUGCUGUCAUGCACAAUUAGGUUUAGAGAUGCGCCCAGAGGCUUUUCCUAAGAUACAUACACCCACAUAAAAACAUUAUGCAUUACAUAGCAUUAUUUAGACGCGUAUAUAAUUAUAAUCAAUAUGUUAAGCCAAAUACUUUAAAGCUUAAACACGUUUCGUUUCGUGUUCUUCUGCUCUGCGCCAGAGUUUCUUUUGUUCCCUUUAAAAAGUCAUAAAGAGUUUUUAGUUCUAAUCUAUUGAUCUUUUGUAUGUUGCCUUUAUUUCUGUAAUUUCUUGUAUAUCACCACCGCCACUGCCACAAAACUAAAUUUAAAUGUAGGCGUUUCGAUCUCCUUCCACUUUUAGCUAUUGAUGCGCGAAACUUUGUACAAUGCUGGGUAGUUUCAAGGGCCUCUUAUACCAUUAUGCUGGCACCCAGAAAAAUAUAAUAACAAGAACGUACCCCCUUCACAAUAUAAUACCUUUGUAGUACCCUCUCUGAACACUCCUUAAACUUAAUCGUAAGUUUUCACACGACUUGUAAAUUAUGUGACCGAAAGAAAAACAUGAAAAAGAAAAAAUACGAGUAAAUGAAAAAAAAAACAAAAAGCAACUGUAAAAUAUUUAAAUUAUUUAGACUCUAACAAGUAUGAUAUGUAAAUACAGUUUAAUUAGUGUUUAGUGCGUAUUUAGUUGUAUGUUUUAAAACUAAACUAAAAAAAACUGUACAUUAUAUAACACAUUAACAGUAGGAUUAUCGAUCAGAUCUACACGAGGUCACCAGAAACAAAAAGCUAUAAAGAAAAUAGUAAAAGGAGAAAUAAGCAGCAAGGAAAACGAACACAUUUUUCAAGUUGAAACAGAAGUAGCGCUGUUUAAUGUUAACGUAUAAGUUGUAUGAUUUAAGAGACUUUUUAGUUAUUUCUUAAGUUAAUUUGAAGAAACCAAUUAAAUUACACUUAUUUCGUA